AUGCCGCUGCCCGCCUCACUCAACCUUCUGCAGACCUCCAUCGGGGAGCUCUCCGCUCUGCUCGCAGAUGAUGCCAUCACCUCGGUCGAGCUGGUCCAGGCAUAUAUCGCCAAUAUCGAGAAGAACAACAUCGCCGGUCUCGGACUCCGCGCCAUCAUCCAGACCGCGCCAAAUGAGCUCGUGCUUAAGAUCGCUGAAGACCUGCGACAACAAGGAACGAUCCGGGGCCCGCUCCACGGUAUUCCGGUCUUGGUGAAGGACAGCAUCGCCACUGACCCCGCAUUGGGCAUGGACACUUCAGCUGGGAGCACCGCACUUGGCGAAUUGCACAAGAACAAGCCGAGGUUUAGGUAG
Dioszegia hungarica is the source of this 354-nucleotide messenger RNA. Its product is annotated as amidase signature domain-containing protein. The transcript has 2 exons. Bases 1 to 354 code for a protein of 117 amino acids. Lineage: Eukaryota; Fungi; Basidiomycota; Tremellomycetes; Tremellales; Bulleribasidiaceae. The record is from RefSeq and is a predicted model, not a curated record.